Messenger RNA from Spinacia oleracea (spinach), 1822 nucleotides. RefSeq names its product probable polyamine transporter At3g13620. Gene Ontology annotation, biological process: transmembrane transport. The transcript has a single exon. Gene Ontology annotation, cellular component: membrane. Gene Ontology annotation, molecular function: transmembrane transporter activity. The record is from RefSeq and is a predicted model, not a curated record. The coding region runs from base 251 to 1654 and encodes 467 amino acids. NCBI's taxonomy places the organism in Eukaryota, Viridiplantae, Streptophyta, Magnoliopsida, Caryophyllales, Amaranthaceae.
ACUCCUUCGCUCACUCCAAUACAACUUUUGUUCCGUACCCCAACAAACAAAUCACAUUUAAUAUUUUCAAACCAUAGCUUAUAUCAUGUUUUGCACAUGAUUCUGAUUAAAUAAUCUUAAAGUUUUAUACUUUUAAUUGGGGUAGCAAUAAAGUUUUAAUCUUUUUGCUAGAAUCCUACUUCAUAUAUACAGGAAUUCUUGUUUUGAUCCAUAUUCUCAACAUUUGCACCCCAAACCCAAGAAAAUAACAAUGGUCAGUGAAGAACCUGUAGCAGUCUCAGAUCAACUUCCUGUUUCCACCACCGCUGACGGUGGUGUUGGCGGCGGUGGCGGGAGUCAUAAGAAGUUGACCCUCAUCCCUCUUGUAUUCCUGAUAUACUUUGAGGUUGCUGGUGGGCCUUAUGGUGAGGAGCCUGCAGUCCAAGCAGCUGGCCCACUAUUAGCACUAUUGGGCUUUCUGAUCUUCCCAUUUAUCUGGAGUGUCCCUGAGGCGUUGAUCACGGCGGAGCUCUCCACCGCCUACCCGGGUGACGGUGGGUUUGUUAUAUGGGCUGAGCGGGCUUUCGGGCCGUUCUGGGGAUCCAUCAUGGGUACUUGGAAAUUUUUAAGUGGAGUGAUUAACAUUGCUUCAUUUCCUGUUCUCUGCAUUGAUUACUUGAAGAAAGUGUUUCCUGUUUUCAGUUCAGGGUUACCAAGGUAUUUAGCAAUAACUAUUUCAACAUUAAUGCUGUCAUUCUUGAAUUAUACUGGACUUACUAUUGUUGGUUAUGCUGCUGUUGCUCUUGGAAUUAUUUCACUACUUCCAUUUAUUGUCAUGUCUUUGGUUGCUAUACCUCAGAUUCAGCCUCACAGGUGGCUUAGUUUAGGUCAAAAAGGGGUUAAAAAGGACUGGAAUUUGUUUGGGAAUACACUUUUUUGGAACUUGAAUUUCUGGGAUAAUGUUAGUACACUUGCUGGUGAGGUUGAUAAGCCUCAGAAAACAUUCCCAAAGGCACUGUUUAUAGCAGUGAUCUUCACCUGUUUGGCAUACUUGGUUCCAUUGUUUGCUGUCACUGGUGCAGUUUCUGUUGAUCAGAAUUUGUGGGAAACAGGGUUUAUGGCAGAUGCUGCACAGAUGAUUGUUGGGAAAUGGUUAAAAAUCUGGGUUGAGAUUGGUGCAGUUUUGUCUGCAAUUGGACUGUUUGAAGCUCAAUUGAGUAGUUCAUCUUUCCAAGUUAUGGGGAUGGCAGAUAUUGGGUUUUUGCCAAGGUUUUGUGCUGCAAGAUCAAAAUGGUUCAACACACCAUGGGUUGGAAUAUUAGCAUCAACUGUAAUCACACUUGCAGUUUCUUUUAUGGAUUUUACAGACUUGAUUUCUUCAGCUAAUUUCCUUUACAGCUUAGGGAUGUUGUUGGAAUUCGCCUCGUUUUUAUGGUUGAGGAGAAAGAGGCCGCAUUUAAAGAGGCCAUACCGCGUUCCAUUAGGGUUGCCUGGUUUGGUGAUAAUGUGUUUGGUACCAUCAGUAUUUUUGGUGUUUAUAAUGGUUAUAGCUACUAAAAUGGUGUUUCUUGUAAGUGGGUUGAUGACUGCUGGUGGAAUUGCUUGGUUCUUUUUCAUGAAGCUGUGUAAGUCGAAGAAAUGGUGUGUUUUCGGCAGCAUUCAAGCAGAAGACUGAUUGCAGCAGCAGCAGAAGCAGUUUAUGUAGUAGUAAAUAUAGCUUUCUUGCUUUUUAAUCAAAGUUUAUUCAUGAUAUUAUGCAGAUUAGAUGAUUAGUGGUUCUAAAUUUUUGACACUUUGGUAAAUAUAGCUUUCUUGCUUUUUAAUCAAAGUUUUUGCCUUUCAA